CCUCGCCUCCUGCCCACCCCUCCAUCCUCGGCCGGACCUCGGAACCCGCUGCCACCGCCCGACCGAUCCCACCCUGGCCAUGAAGGGUUCCCUGCGUGGAGGAAUGUUCUCCCGGCAUGUCAAACGGCACCCCGGACUCGUUCCCCUCAUUGGCUUCAUCAGUGUGGGCCUGGGCAGUGCAGUCCUGUACCUGCUGCGGCUGGCACUGUACAGCCCAGACGUCAGCUGGGACCGGAAGAAUAAUCCCGAACCCUGGAAUAAGCUGAGCCCCACAGACCAGUAUAAAUUUCUGGCAAUUUCCACUGACUACAAGAACCUCAAGAAGGACCGUCCCAGCUUCUGAGCCACCCCUGGGACGUGAUGGGGUGCAGGGGGAGCCCCCCCAACACCAGAAUCAUCCUCACAUCCCCCCAACUCCACCACAGCCACCAAACCCAGGUCCCACAGCUUCCCCAGCACCCCCAAACCGCGUGCUCGUGUCCCACCCCCCAAUAAACCACAUCCCUGUGGGUGUCCCCACACCCCUCACCCUCA
Molecule: messenger RNA, 534 nt
Organism: Catharus ustulatus (Swainson's thrush)
Lineage: Eukaryota; Metazoa; Chordata; Aves; Passeriformes; Turdidae
Gene: COXFA4L2
Product: NDUFA4 mitochondrial complex associated like 2
Exons: 4
Coding region: 80-343 (87 amino acids)
Source: RefSeq, a predicted model, not a curated record